CUCUCAGUUGUUGGUUCAGCUAUAUCAAGUCGGAAACCGAUCACUAUUAAUAUAAAACAGUGAGCAUAACUCACUUUCAACCUAUACUUUCAGCCAUGCAUCAACUCGGCAGUUCCAGUCCAGUCCCUUGUGAACUUGGCAAUGCAGUUAGAACUGGCGAAUUGCAGGACUCUCACAACGAUAUCGCCUCUGGUUCUGUCGUUGAGAAACCUGCAGCAGCAUCAGAAACAUUAGCCAAUGAAGCAAUGCUGGACAUUGCAACCACAGAGUCGAUUGCUGAUAUGAUUGCAGAAACUAGCUAUGCCAGAGUAACGGCAGCUACCGAACUGGACUCGCCGCCUGGUUUGGAUUCAAGGUCUGAAAUUGUAUUUCUUCGUUCUCGAAAAUCACGUGUUGUUUCAAAUGUCGAGUUUCUUGAUCACGAUAUUAUUAUGGAGCAGGACGAUGCAGAGCAGGACGAUGCAGAACAUGAUCCGGAAGAUGAUAUUGAAGAGGAAGAGACUAUCUAUGAAAACAAAAAGAAGCCAGAUCCUAUCCUGAUCAAUUCUACUGGUCCACCUUCCCCAACACUUCCACGCAUUGACUCGAAAAGGCCACUGGACGAUGACACUUGUGCUGAUGACAGCCAUCUGCAUGUUGAAUCUAAAAAAAUUGCCGCGCUUGUUUCCGAGGAAACACCUUUUCAGUCUGAAACAAUGGAGAUUGAUGAGAAACAGCAAGAUAUAUCUAUGCCUUUCAAUUUAAAUGUAAAUGCCGGACUGCACACGGAUUUGAGACCGUCGCAGGAAACUCCGUGCUCAGACACUACAGAUCCGUCAAGCGCUCACUCUUUGGCCUUCAACAUUUCACUUUCUUCUGCUCACUCUUCAUCUUCUUCAUCUACUUUUUUACCUUCAACCACUGUGGAUUCUCAGCGGGAACAGAGUUCCCAGUCUACCAUUCAGCCAUUACUACAUCACAAUUUAACUUGGUCUGUUGCUGCACAAGAAGGAUAUCGUAUUUCAAAUCCAUACACUCGUGCACAAACAAAAUUGCACGACCAUAUUGAAGAUGUACAUUUCCCUGCCAUGGCUGAUCAGCCCUUGCCUUUUACGUAUGACAAUGAAACUGGAGACUAUCCGCGGCUGGCCCGCUCCCUUAUGGCAUCCAACGGAGCCAAAGUUUUUAUUAUUGCCGAUGGGCAUGGGGGUGCUGCCGCACCUCGGUUUUUUGCAUCUCGUCUUGCCCAUGAUCUCUUGCUGUUAUUAGACUCACGCGAAUGGGAUUUGUCUGAACUUGACCAUCGCUCCUCGCUUUCUUCUGAUAUCUGUGCCAUUUUCAAGUUAUUGGAUGUAGAGUAUGCAUCCAUGAAAGUGGCGGAAUAUCGUGCAUGGAUGGAUGCGGGUAUGAUGCCUCACAAUAAGCCGCUUGAUGAUGGGUGUACAAUGGUGGUGAAUAUAGUCAUGACGGAAUGGAUUGUUAAUUGUAAUGUUGGUGACUCUCGCACUGUGAUUGGAGCUAAAUUUCCCUGGUUAGCUCAUGGUAACAACAGUAAUUUGGAACAGGGAAAAGUAAAUCCAGCAACCAACGAAAACAGCAAUGGAUCGGGCACAUCUCAAUGGAUUCAGCUGUUUGCCUCUGAUGAUCACAACAUGAUGCAUCCCGAGAAAGUUGCUCGUAUUCAUGGGAAUGGAGGAAAGUUCCUCGAUCCUCAAGGAACCAGCUUUAUGUCUGUAGAUAUUCAGCCAGUCAGCAUUAGAGGUAUGAAACCUUAUACAGAGCUCAACGGAUCUCGCAUUUUCCGUCCACUUUCAUCAUCAAUUCGCGCAGUUGGCUGUUCACAUCGACGUACUCUUAACCUCACUGCAACCAUGGGUGAUUUACUGUUUAAAAUUGAACCAGCCAUUCUGUCAUCUCUUCCCGAUAUUCGCUUUAUCAAACUAGAACCAGGUAUGGACUAUGUUCUUGUGGCAGCAACAGAUGGUGUUUGGGAUCACAUGUGUAUUCAAUACCCACCAGCAGCACAGAAUGACAAGGUGUUAGACUUUAUCACCAAGGCAGUUCAAUCUGUAGCUACUCCUACUCCAUCCCAGCCUGCAACUACAAAUACGUCAAAUGUAACAACUGCGAUACACUCUCCCUCUGCAAGUACUACCCUGGAUAAUACGCUUACUCCAUCUGUUUAUAAUAUUGACCUUGAACCCACCGAAUUGCCCAGUCUAACACUUUCCUCGACUACUGAUUUGGGAAAUUCAUUUUCUGCUCUCCCACCACUAAUGUUUCCGGCAAGCCCUCUACCAGCAUCUCCAGCACACACUCUCAUACCACAUACAUCGACAUCGACUGAGCAGAAUGCAUUCACCACUGCAAAAUCUACCACAUCUAGCAGCGAUUGCAUUUCAGAAUUGUCAACUUUAUCCCACACCUCAUCCAUGAAUCCCUUGUUUGAUGCUGUGACGUACUGUGCUCAAGCACUGGUACGUCGGGAAGUAGAUCCACUUCUAGGACAGUACAAGGAUCAUGGGUUGUUUGUUCCCAUGCUUGGUCGAUACGACGAUGCUACAGCAAUGAUUUUAUAUUUUUCUCAGCAAGUGCCGAAUGGCGAUAUCUUGCCUGUGCGGUGAUUUGAUGGAGAACCAUUGUUUUUUGGAGUCCUGAAUGGAUUAGACGGAUGAGUUUGAAUCCGUUAUUUUACUGAACUUUGUUUUAUAGCAAUGUGAUGCUCAUAUUUUUGAAAUGUCUAAUAUUAUUUGUUUUGAAUGAAUGAAUUUGUCGAGAUAUCGU
Molecule: messenger RNA, 2763 nt
Organism: Batrachochytrium dendrobatidis JAM81
Lineage: Eukaryota; Fungi; Chytridiomycota; Chytridiomycetes; Rhizophydiales
Exons: 2
Coding region: 96-2603 (835 amino acids)
Biological process (GO): protein dephosphorylation
Molecular function (GO): protein serine/threonine phosphatase activity
Source: RefSeq, a predicted model, not a curated record